AUCCUUAUUAAUACUCAAAAGUCAAAGAUGGUCUCCAGAUGCAGCUUUCGUUUAACCAUACUUAGCUUAACACUUCACGGUCUUUUUGUACACUUAUUGUUCUUGGUUCUGAUUCUUUGCGAUGAUCUUGAGACCUGUACUCCUCUAUGUGUGAUCGCUUUCUUGUUCAAGCUGCUGGGAGUCAGAUCAUCUAUAUUUUUCCUUUAUGUUGAGAAUGUGGCAAGAGUUAAGAAGCUGUCUUUAAGUGGAUUCAUGCAUUACAAGUUAAGGAAAGCUGAUCAGCUAUUUGUUCAAUGGCCACAACUGCAAAACAAGUACCCCCGGGCUCACUAUGUUGGCUCCCUGAUGUAAACUGAUUUUAGGAACAAUCCUCACACAUAGAUUUUAUUACAAUUACUUAGCAUAGCUACAAAGUAUUGAACUCAAGUUUUUGAUGCCAUUUCACUGAGCUAAUAUGAUUUGGGUAGUUUUUUUUCUCAAAACUAAAUCACAAUAAUUCACUAUUUUGUCAAGCCAAA
Messenger RNA from Brassica napus (rape), 518 nucleotides. RefSeq names its product UDP-N-acetylglucosamine transferase subunit ALG14 homolog. The transcript has 3 exons. Gene Ontology annotation, biological process: dolichol-linked oligosaccharide biosynthetic process. The coding region runs from base 28 to 351 and encodes 107 amino acids. The record is from RefSeq and is a predicted model, not a curated record. Gene Ontology annotation, cellular component: UDP-N-acetylglucosamine transferase complex. Lineage: Eukaryota; Viridiplantae; Streptophyta; Magnoliopsida; Brassicales; Brassicaceae.